AUGGCAGGCCAUGGCAAGAUCACCCUCGGACGCUACAUGUGGGAACGCAUCCACCAAGUUGGCGUCGACACAAUAUUCGGAGUACCCGGCGAUUUCAAUCUCCAAUUCCUCGAUUCCAUCUACCUCACCCCAGGCCUAUCUUUCGUUACUAAUCAAAACGAGCUGAAUGCAGCUUACGCCGCCGAUGGAUACGCCCGUAUCAAGAACACGCCCGGAUGUCUCGUGACCACACACGGUGUCGGUGAACUAUCGGCUCUGAACGGCAUCGCAGGUAGCAUGAGUGAGCAUGUCAAAGUCAUCCAUGUCGUUGGUCAGACUACACGGGCGAUGCAGAAAGGCAAUAUGAUGAUCCAUCACAGCAUCGGCAAUAAGCCAAAUCAUCAAAUGUACAACAAGGCUAGCGAGGGGCUGAGAUUUGCUGCUGCAGAACCCUGGGAUGUCGCAGAUGCUCCGAAAGAGAUUGACAGGGUGCUGAGGGAGUGUGUUAUCAAGAGUGGGCCGGUGUAUAUUUUCAUGCCACUAGAUUUGAGUGCUGAGAUGGUGGAUGCUGCGCUGUUGGAAACACCGAUCAAUCUUGAGCCGCACGUUGACGAGAAGACACAGGACGAAGCGGUUAAGGCUAUCACGGAUGCAGUUACGCAAGCCAAAUAUCCGACAAUACUAGUAGAUGCUCUCGUCCAACGCUUCAAUGCUGCCCAGGAGGCUGCGCAGCUAGUCCGCAAACUCAAUGUUCCUUUUUUCUCAGCGACCAUGGGUAAAGGCGUUGUCGAUGAGACAGAAGAGAACUUUGUGGGGGUCUGGAAUGGCGAAGUCAGUUCUCCGGGCGUCAAAGAAGCAGCGAAACAAGCAGACUUGGUGGUUACCCUAGGGUACAUACCUGCUGAUACGAACUCGGCUGGAUUCUCAAGACAGUUGGAUGAGAGUAGUACGAUUCACAUCAAUCCGCACGACGUUAUCGUCAAGGGCAAGUCCUACCCUAACACAGCCAUAAAGUCCCUUCUUGCAGCUCUUACUGCCGCCCUACCAUCAACACCGCAGCAUAAAAUUCCAAACCCACAGCUUCCACCACCCCGCACACCACUCGACGCAAAGUCAGCCCAUUUAACCCAAUCCCAACUCUGGCCCGCCAUCCAAUCCUUCAUCCGUCCCGGCGACGCUAUAGUCAGCGAAACUGGAACUUCCAACUUCGGCAUCUGCGACAUUACGUUCCCCGCAGAUAUCAGACUAGUCACACAGAUCUACUACGGUAGUAUCGGCUUCGCUACUGCAGCUACGCUGGGCGUAGGAAUUGCGCGAAGAGAGGUAGAAAGCAAAGCUAAGAGUCAACCGGCCGGAAGGGAAGGAGAAGGACGGACGAUCUUGAUAACAGGAGAUGGUAGUAUGGCUCUGACGAUCCAGGAAAUUGGUACUAUGAUUAAGGCGAAGUGUAAAACUAUCGUAUUUGUCAUUAAUAAUGAUGGAUAUACAGUUGAGAGGUUGAUUUGGGGCGCUCAACAAGCAUACAACGACAUUGUUCCCCACAACUACUCUCACCUCCUCCCUCUGUACCGCCAUCCGGACCCGCAAUCCUCUUACCAUCGCGCAACUACUCAGUCAGAGUUAGCAGUCAUCUUAGAGAAACCACAACUCAAGCAACCGCAGAACCUGCAACUCGUGGAACUGGUAGUCGAUAAGAUGGAUACGAGUUGGAAGUUGGGUACAGCGCUGGCGUGGAGAAGCGAGGAACACAAGGAGUAUCUUACUAGAGAGGGCUUUGUAGAUACGUAUGGCGGAUGGGGGCUGGAUGGCAAAGCUGGAGGGAGUGUGAAAUGGAGUUGA
Alternaria arborescens is the source of this 1818-nucleotide messenger RNA. Its product is annotated as Pyruvate decarboxylase. The record is from RefSeq and is a predicted model, not a curated record. Lineage: Eukaryota; Fungi; Ascomycota; Dothideomycetes; Pleosporales; Pleosporaceae. The transcript has 3 exons. Gene Ontology annotation, molecular function: carboxy-lyase activity; thiamine pyrophosphate binding; magnesium ion binding. The coding region runs from base 1 to 1818 and encodes 605 amino acids.